ACGAGAGUGCUGGUCUCUUUCCUUGCUGGUUCAUUCGAGGGAUUAUCUCAAACUUUUAACUUUUUUAAAAAAAAAAAAUUUCUCUAGAGUGGUCGCACUCUGUCAAUUCUAUCCUCCUAUUGCUAUUCUGAGUCCUAUAAAUUCCCAUCUAAAGCUCGCGACCACCUCAUCGAUCCCCCACCCGCCUAUAUAUCCUCCCGAUUCCAACGUUCUCAUUGGAUUUCUUUCAUCGUCUUUCUUUCUGGUUUCCUGAAAUUGAAUCAAAUGGAGGUCACAGGGGGUUAAGACUUGCUGACUUUUAUGGCCUUGUCUGAUAUUUGGGCAAUGUGUGGAGGAAGAGAGAACGUUGGUUUAGAAAGUAUUGUGCAUAUAGUAACAGGAAGAAACCACUGUAAGAGCAAAACUUCUGGCAUGGAAUUUGAAUCAGACUGGACAAGACACGGAAAGUCCUCGGCAUUUACUGCUCAAGUGAUUCGUUCCGCAACAUCUUUUAUGCCUUGGUCUUGUAGAAUCCCAAUAGGUGAAGGAUAUCAUGAAUUUCUGUAGUUAAACGUCAGGAAACCAAAUAUAUUGAGACACCAUUUGGGCGAUAUAGUUGAUUAAGCCCGAGAUUCAUCUAUAUCUUCCAGGAUUCUGUAAACCCGCUCACUUUAAACUAUGCCAGAAUUUAUGAGUGGAAAGAAGAGAUUUACAGAAUCAAAUAUGUGUAUGUCCAAGUCUGUCAAGCAAAAUAUACCUGCUCGUUCGGAAAACAAUCCACUUUUUUCUUCUCAAGUUGUUACUGAUCUUGAUAGCCCCAUUCUCCCUGGGCUGCCUGAUGAUGUGGCAAAGUAUUGCCUUGGACUUGUUCCUCGUUCCAACUUCCCAGCCAUGGGUGGUGUCUCCAAAAGGUGGAGGUCAUUUAUUCAAAGCAAAGAAUUCAUCAUCGUGCGGAAAUUAGCUGGGGUGCUAGAGGAAUGGCUCUAUUUAUUAACUAUGGAUUCUGAAGGGAAGGAAAGUCACUGGGAGGUUCUGGAUUGUUUAGGCCAUAAACACCGGCUUCUGCCACCAAUGCCUGGUCCAGUGAAAGCCAGCUUUGGUGUCGUUGUUUUUAAUGGAAAGCUUCUUGUCAUGGCUGGCUUUUCCAUGAUUGAUGAGACUGCCUCUGCCUCCUCUGAUGUUUACCAAUAUGAUUCUUGCCUCAACAGUUGGAGUAAAUUAUCAAAGAUGAAUGUGGCUCGGUACGACUUUGCUUGUGCAGAGGUUAAUGGUAUGGUUUAUGUAGUUGGAGGAUGUGGGAUAGACGGUGAGAGUCUAUCUAGUGUGGAGGUAUACAACCCUGAUACUAACAAAUGGACCCUGAUAGAGAGUCUUCGCCGCCCAAGGUGGGGCUGCUUUGCAUGUGGGUUUGAGGGAAAGCUGUAUGUCAUGGGUGGAAGAUCAAACUUCACAAUUGGGAAUUCAAAGUUUGUUGAUGUGUACAACCCCGAGAGACACACCUGGUGUGAAAUGAAGAAUGGUUGUGUCAUGGUCACUGCUCACGCUGUACUGGAAAAGAAACUCUUUUGUAUGGAGUGGAAGAACCAGCGGAAACUAGCAAUAUUCACUCCAGAGGACAAUUCAUGGAAGAUGGUACCAGUUCCAUUAACAGGGAGUUCAUGUAUUGGCUUUCGAUUCGGAAUACUGGACGGAAAAUUACUACUAUUCUCUGUCCAGGAGGAACCUGGUUAUCGUACUCUACUGUACGACCCAAAUGCAGCACCAGGUUCAGAGUGGCAGACUACCGAUAUAAAGCCGUCUGGUUUAUGCUUCUGCAGUGUGACAAUCAAGGCCUAAGAACUGUCUUAGAACGCUGAGGAUUUUCUCACGAAGUCUUGAAUGUAUCUUUAUAUUUGCUGCCCUUUUUGCAUCAAAUUUAACUCACGCCACUUGUUAGAAUUACCGGUUUAAGUUUAAUUCUGUUAUGUAUUGUCAUCAUGGAUGCUAAUUUGCAGAACAUGUCUUGUGCCCAUCGCUUAAUUCAUGUGUUGUCUGGUCGGACUAUUCUCAGUUGCAGUGUGUUUAAUGAACAAUUUUUUUGACGUGUA
Messenger RNA from Carya illinoinensis, 2066 nucleotides. Its product is annotated as F-box/kelch-repeat protein At1g67480. NCBI's taxonomy places the organism in Eukaryota, Viridiplantae, Streptophyta, Magnoliopsida, Fagales, Juglandaceae. Gene Ontology annotation, molecular function: protein binding. The coding region runs from base 658 to 1815 and encodes 385 amino acids. The transcript is spliced from 4 exons. The record is from RefSeq and is a predicted model, not a curated record.